GUAGGGGCAGUGAAUACAAAUAUCAUAGAUAUGAAGAAACAGUUUACAGAGACAGAUCUAAGAAAUAUGAUGCACAGGAAGCUGAUAGUCUCAAAGCAGAUGAAGAGACCGAGAAGGUUAAAAGGGGGGGCUGAUGAAGAAGUCUAUCAAGAAAGGUCUGCCUUGCAAGUUGUAGAAAAUGAUCUCAACAGAAUAGAGGAGAGUAGAAGGCGUAGACAAGCCAUCCUUGAAAAGUACAGGGCUAAGUCAAAGCCUCAGUCACAGGAUAUCAUGAAAGAAAAUGUGGAAGAGCCUUUGGAGUCUGUGGGUGCAGAUAAAGUAAAUCCAGGCACUCUUGAUAAUCAUGGAGAAGGGUCCGAUACUAACACUGGGGACACACCUUUUUCUGUUGGGAGAUCGCCUCCCCAAAAUGGUAAUUCUGGUGUUGAAAGGACCUUUGGUACUGGUGGACUGGGAGAGGGUACCCCAAAGAGUGAGAGAUCAAAUGGAGAUGAUAUUAAAGGAGAAUCUCCAUCCCGAAUUCGUGUAAUGGACGAGAGAUCAAAUGACAUGUUCUCUGAUGAUAUAUUUGAUGAAUCGCCAACUGGAGUUCGAAAACAUGGAAAAGGUGAUGGUUUGGCCAUUCAGAGAAGUGGUCUUCAGGAUAACUGGGAUGAUGCAGAAGGGUACUACAUUUAUUGUAAUGGGGAUAUUCUUGAUGGCUGGUAUAAAGUUGAUGAUGCUCUUGGUAAAGGUGUUUUUUCAACAGUUGUUCGUGCUAAAGAUCUCAAGGCUAAGAAUCCCAAGGCUAUAUCUAGUGAUCCAGAAGAAGUUGCAAUAAAAAUCAUACGCAACAAUGAUAAAAUGUAUAAAGCUGGCCUAGAAGAAUUGGUGAUACUGAAGAAGUUGGUUGGUGAGGAUCCAGAGGAUAGACGCCAUUGUGUUUGGUUUCUUUCCAGUUUCAAGUACCGGAACCAUCUUUGUUUAGUUUUUGAAUCUCUUGAAAUGAAUCUUCGUGAAGUAUUAAAGAAGUAUGGUCGUAAUAUUGGUCUUAAACUAACUGCUGUGAGGGCCUAUGCUAAACAGCUCUUCAUUGCUCUGAAACAUCUUAGAAACUGUGGUGUUCUUCAUACUGACAUUAAGCCUGAUAACAUGCUGGUAAAUGAAGCUAAAAAUGUUCUAAAGCUUUGUGACUUCGGAAAUGCUAUGUUUGCUGGGAAAAAUGAGAUCACGCCGUAUCUCGUAAGCCGCUUUUAUCGUGCUCCUGAAAUAAUUUUAGGGUUGACCUAUGAUCAUCCUGUUGAUAUGUGGUCGGUUGGUUGCUGCUUGUAUGAGCUGUACACUGACAAAGUUCUAUUCCCAGGUGCUACAAACAAUGAAAUGCUUCGCUUUCAGAUGGAGCUCAAAGGUCCUUUUCCUAGAAGGAUGCUUUGGAAGGGAGCAUUCACUGAACUUCAUUUUGAUCAAGACCUUAACUUUGUUGCCACAGAAGUGGACCCUGUUACCAAGAAGAUUAUGAAGAGGCAGGUUAACAUGGCAACUGGUAUCAGCUCCAUUUUGAGGAGCUUCCCUGGAGAGGAUCCAAAGAUGGUAGCUAACUUCAAGGAUCUUCUUGAGAAGAUAUUCAUGUUAGAUCCUGACAAGAGGUUAACUGUACAACAGGCACUGGGUCAUCCCUUCAUCACGGGCAAGUGAUAAUGAUGCUGGCUGAGAGAACUGUUGUUGUAUUUUAUCAUUUAUGAUAUAAAUUUAAUUUCAUUCUCUAACCAUUAGGCAUAUAUUUGUCUUUAUCUAUGUGAUGGCUUAAGAACUUCGGACACAGUUCCUGACAUGGCCCAAGUCAGCAGAUGACCUCGUGGCGGAUCUUUCCGUGGAAUGUAUAUUGUUCUAUUGUAAGAUAACUUGCUAUCA
Messenger RNA from Erigeron canadensis, 1890 nucleotides. RefSeq names its product serine/threonine-protein kinase prp4-like. The record is from RefSeq and is a predicted model, not a curated record. Gene Ontology annotation, biological process: peptidyl-threonine phosphorylation; mRNA cis splicing, via spliceosome; peptidyl-serine phosphorylation. Gene Ontology annotation, molecular function: protein serine/threonine kinase activity; ATP binding. NCBI's taxonomy places the organism in Eukaryota, Viridiplantae, Streptophyta, Magnoliopsida, Asterales, Asteraceae.